AUGUUUUACCUUGAUGAUGCGGUGUGGACAAGCCUGUGGUACGCCUCUGUGAUAAUGGGGCUUAUCAGUCUGAUGACGUACCUUGUGGGGGUUGCGGUACAGAACUUGGCUAUGCGAUUUCCGCAGAAUCUAAAAUCCAAAUACGGCGCGGAGUGGGGAGUUGUAACAGGUGCCAGCAGUGGCAUUGGUAAAGCUAUCGCAGAGAAGCUCGCUCAGCAAGAGAUCAAUGUCGUUCUGAUCGCGCUGGAUGACCCCCUGCUAAACAACACUUUUACCGAGUUGCAAAAGCGCUACCCGCAGCGCAGCUUCCGCAAAGUUGGGGUCAACCUGGGCGAGGAGAGCAUGCGUUACAUGUCGCCCAUCAUAGACGUGACGAAGGACCUUGAUGUCAGCCUUCUCUUCAACAACGCCGGGUACAUCAGCACGGGGCUCUUCGCCGAAACGGGGAUAGAACGGCUGCGAGCCAAUAUGGAGUGCAACGCCGGCUGUGCUGUCCCAAUCACGCACCACUUCCUCCGCAAGAUGAUGGAGAGGCGGCGUCGUGGCCUUGUCACGUUUACGUCUUCCUCCGCCGGUUAUCUUCCCGGGCCAACAGCAACGCUGUACAGCCCGACCAAGGCCUUCUUGACGAACUUCGCCACCACACUGGCGGCGGAAGUGCAUGAUGCCGGCAUUGAUGUUGUGGUUAUGCACCCGUCGCCAGUGAACACAAACUUCUACAAGAACCAGGGUCCGGCGCUAGACUCGCUCAAGUCAGCACAGAAGGUGGCGUGCUUGCCGAUGAAUAUUGCAGAUCAGAUUUUUGCUGCGGCAGGACGAAUAACGGUGUGGGAUCAGGGUUUAACGUCUGCUCUGUUUAGAGUGGUGAACAAGAUAAUUGAUUUUCAGUUCUUGUCUGAACUCAUCGUGCGCUUCGCCUGGUUGAACGGCGACCACAAGAAAUUGGUGGCCGCUUCCAGUAUACGAGGCAAGAAAAGUAUGUAG
Trypanosoma grayi is the source of this 984-nucleotide messenger RNA. Its product is annotated as putative short-chain dehydrogenase. Bases 1 to 984 code for a protein of 327 amino acids. The record is from RefSeq and is a predicted model, not a curated record. Lineage: Eukaryota; Euglenozoa; Kinetoplastea; Trypanosomatida; Trypanosomatidae. Gene Ontology annotation, molecular function: oxidoreductase activity. The transcript has a single exon.